Colletotrichum orchidophilum is the source of this 984-nucleotide messenger RNA. RefSeq lists its product as uncharacterized. The coding region runs from base 1 to 984 and encodes 327 amino acids. The transcript has a single exon. The record is from RefSeq and is a predicted model, not a curated record. Lineage: Eukaryota; Fungi; Ascomycota; Sordariomycetes; Glomerellales; Glomerellaceae.
AUGCCCUCAACAUUAUUUACGGCUUUUUCGAAGGAGUUCCCAAAACCCACAGUCACCGGCGAGGCAUUCCCAAUGAUGAGAUUGCCGUUGGAGAUCCGAUGGAUGAUAUGGGAGUACGCUCUCCCAGAUGCACGGGUGUACGAAGUCAUGGACUCGCCGAAUGCAAGCCAGAAGACCCCCGCAGCAGCUGGACUCAUGUUCGCCAAUGUUCGAGAUGAACCACCACCAGCGCUGGGCGCGGUAUGCCACGAGACGAGGGUGUAUGUAUUACAACGCUACCGACCUCUCGCUCUCUCGGCCACGACGAAAUAUGUCGACCUGUCGCGCGAUAUCCUGUUGCUCGAGCCGUACUUGCUGGUCAAGCGGCUGCUCCGAACACUGCAGUUCUUCAGCCAAACUCCCCUUGUGCGAGACAACCUCAGUCGGCUUGCGUUCGGAACAUCGUACGGACUGUAUACUGGCAUCUGCCACCCGGUGCUCAGUUGGAAAGUCUCCAAGUCCAACAUGACUACGCUGCUUGCCCGUCUGGCCAAGUUCCCCAGAUUGAGGAAGCUCCUCUUUGUCGUUCAUCAAGAGUUCCAAUUCGACUUUGACGUUCGGCCUCCUUAUGCCACAUCUCACAUGAACUACCCAGACCCGCAACGCCCCCAGCUGGUGCACCAAGGGUAUCGCUUCAAGUUCGACAUUGAAUCACAGCUCAACUACACCCAACCCCGGCACCCGCACUCCAAUGAGUUUCUAUACUACCCCCUGGACGUUGACGACGACAAGGACGACUGCUUCGACAAGGAUGACGUGGAAAACGAAGGCGAUCUGUUCGAGUCGUGGCCCACAAACGACGACUGGCGACGCUUUCGGCGGAGGUUUCAAAGGUCUAUCCAUCUCGUAGGGAAGGGCUCACCAGGAUGUCAGCGGCCAAAGGUCAUGCCCAAGCUGGAGGGUGCGAGUCUCUUAUGGAAAUACAGCAAGGCACAGCGUUACUAA